AUGGACGUGAAAUUGCUAAUUUUUCUAGUGGCACUGUUGUUCCUGGCGAAGCCUGGGAAUGCCGAGUUUGGAUACAAUAAGGUAAUGCCGAAAACUCCCGAGGAGCUUGAAACUUUGGGCCUCAAGUGUAUCCCGGGUCGUACCGUUGUAAGGAUGCAAGCGGCCCACGAGGAGAAACUCAAAGACGACGAGACUGAGGAGGACGAUGAAGAAGUCGCCACAGACACGCGGCGGACCCACAUGAACCACCCGCCAAAGGACGAAAGCUGCAAGAUUUGCGUAUGCUCUGUGGAGGGCAAAGACGAGUACUGCAGCAGGAGACCAGCUAUGAACGUCAACGAGUGUAUCAGGAUGAGCAUGUUGAACGAAAGUUUCAACAACAACAUACCCUUUGAACACGAGCGAUCGCUAUCCUUCAGAAUCAGGAGAGUUGGCGAUGAUAAGGAUAGUUCGGAGUGUGUGCCUUUAUUGUCAGAAUACACAGACUGCUCAGAAGCGAAUAUAUGCUCGGGAUGCAGAAGAUGCUCGUGCACAAUAGAAGGACUCUGGUCAUGCCAGACGGUAAAUGAUUGUCCCCGUAACGGAGACGCAGAUUUGGACGAUAUUGAUACAAUUAGUAACGCAUACGAAGUCCUAUUCAAUGAACUUGGAACCAAACAGAAGUCCAAAAUUGUUCCGUCACCAAAACCAACUGAAGGAAGUCAUCUGCUGGGUUAUUUGAUUGCUAUACCU
Molecule: messenger RNA, 732 nt
Organism: Iphiclides podalirius (scarce swallowtail)
Lineage: Eukaryota; Metazoa; Arthropoda; Insecta; Lepidoptera; Papilionidae
Source: the annotation of a GenBank genome assembly